This is a messenger RNA of Dovyalis caffra, 1581 nucleotides long. Lineage: Eukaryota; Viridiplantae; Streptophyta; Magnoliopsida; Malpighiales; Salicaceae. The record is from the annotation of a GenBank genome assembly.
AUGGCGACGAUCGAUGAGCCUUUGUACCCGAUCGCCGUUCUAAUCGACGAGCUAAAAAACGAGGACAUUCAGCUCCGAUUGAACUCAAUUCGUCGACUCUCUACCAUCGCUCGUGCCCUAGGCGAGGAGAGGACUCGCAAGGAAUUGAUUCCUUUUUUAAGCGAGAAUAAUGACGAUGAUGACGAAGUUCUUCUUGCUAUGGCUGAUGAAUUAGGUGUUUUUAUUCCCUAUGUUGGCGGUGUUGAGUAUGCCAAUGUGUUGCUUCCGCCUCUCGAGACGUUGUGCACCGUUGAGGAAACUUGUGUUAGGGAUAAAUCAGUGGAGUCUUUGUGUAGAAUCGGAGCGCAGAUGCGAGAGCAGGACUUGGUCGAGCAUUUUGUACCACUCGUCAAGAGACUGGCAGCGGGUGAAUGGUUUACGGCACGAGUUUCUUCUUGUGGUUUGUUUCAUAUUGCUUAUCCGAGUGCUCCGGAGACUUUAAAGACUGAAUUACGUGCGAUAUACAGUCAGCUCUGUCAAGAUGACAUGCCUAUGGUUCGUAGAUCUGCUGCCACAAACCUAGGGAAGUUUGCUGCUACUGUUGAGCCUGCUCAUUUGAAGGCUGACAUCAUGUCUAUAUUUGAGGAUUUGACUCAGGAUGAUCAAGAUUCUGUUCGAUUAUUGGCUGUUGAGGGUUGUGCAGCUCUUGGAAAAUUGCUGGAACCCCAAGAUUGUGUGGCUCAUAUUCUUCCAGUCAUAGUUAAUUUCUCACAGGACAAGUCUUGGCGUGUUCGCUACAUGGUUGCCAAUCAAUUAUAUGAGCUCUGUGAAGCUGUUGGUCCUGAGCCUACCAGGUCUGACCUGGUUCCUGCAUAUGUUCGGCUACUUCGUGAUAAUGAAGCUGAAGUACGUAUAGCUGCUGCAGGAAAAGUAACUAAGUUUUGCAGGAUUUUGAAUCCAGAACUUGCAAUUCAGCAUAUUCUUCCUUGUGUAAAGGAAUUGUCCACAGAUUCAUCUCAGCAUGUUCGUUCUGCUUUGGCUUCCGUUAUAAUGGGAAUGGCUCCAGUUUUAGGGAAGGAUGCAACAAUCGAGCAACUGCUUCCGAUAUUUCUCUCGCUUUUGAAAGAUGAAUUUCCUGAUGUUAGAUUGAAUAUUAUCAGCAAGCUUGAUCAAGUCAAUCAGGUAAUUGGAAUUGAUUUGCUCUCCCAGUCCCUAUUGCCAGCAAUUGUGGAACUUGCAGAGGAUAGACAUUGGAGGGUUCGGCUUGCAAUUAUAGAAUACAUACCAUUGUUGGCAAGUCAGUUGGGUGUAGGGUUUUUUGAUGACCAGCUUGGUGCUCUUUGCAUGCAAUGGUUGAAAGAUAAGGUUUACUCAAUUCGUGACGCAGCUGCUAAUAAUGUGAAGCGCCUUGCAGAAGAAUUUGGCCCAGAAUGGGCAAUGCAGCACAUAGUUCCGCAGGUUUUGGACUUGAUCAACAACCCACACUAUUUGUAUCGGAUGACCAUUUUACAUGCAGUUUCUCUAAUUGCUCCUGUUAUGGGCGCAGAAAUUACUUGUUCCCAACUUCUUCCUAUUGUCAUCAAUGCAUCAAAAGACAGGUGA